Molecule: messenger RNA, 1295 nt
Organism: Amblyraja radiata (thorny skate)
Lineage: Eukaryota; Metazoa; Chordata; Chondrichthyes; Rajiformes; Rajidae
Product: L-cysteine desulfhydrase-like
Exons: 4
Coding region: 365-661 (98 amino acids)
Source: RefSeq, a predicted model, not a curated record
AGCUUGACAACAUCUAUGACACUCUGUGCUCUUCAUAUUUGAUGCAGUAUAUUGCUAAAUUCAAAACCAUUCAAUUCAGAAUUUAUUAAUUGUUUAUCCCCCCCCCCACACUCCUUUACUACAAAGGACAAGUAGGUACUUAAGAACCAACACUACUUCAUUUUAAAUUUCGAUUUGUAAACUGGUUCAGGAAGCUCAGUGUGUUUGGCUGUAAUUUCACAGUCGCCAAUGUCGGCUGCAAUACCUUUUCUUGAAUCUCAUUUCAGGGUUGAAGGACUACACGGCAAUCUUGGCUCUACACACCGUGUUGGACUUCUGGGAGUCUGUGGGCGUUCAAAGGAUCCGGGGUUACAUCAAAGGCCUUAUGACCCAGGCUGUGGAUUUACUGGUGGGCCGAUGGAAAACAGGGCUGCUAGCCCCGAGAGAGAUGUUUGGAUCCAUGGUGUGCGUUCGACUUCCGGAGAGCCUUCAGGAGGACAGGGCUGCAAACUACGAGCAUGCGGAGACCAUCCAGAACGCACUUUACAGCCGCUAUAACAUUGAGGUUCCCGUCAAGGCUUUGGCAGGGUCGUUGUAUGUGCGGGUCUCUGUACACAUCUACAAUGAACUGGAGCAAUACCAGAAGCUCGCAGAUGCCGUAGAAGAGAUGAUGUCCAAAUAGGCGAAGCGUGUAGGGGGGAACUGCAGGUCUCCACUUAUCCUCCAGCAUUUCGGAGAAAACCAACCGAGAUGAGGCUCCUCCUCCUCUCCUUGUUGCCACCCCACCCCAACCCCAGACAGCGAACCCCUUCUGCAUCCUCUCCACAUCCUUCCAGUGAUGUGGGGACCAGAACUGCACGCAAUAUCCUUGACCGGACUUUGCUGGCUUUACCUUGCACUAAACGUUGUUCCGUCAUCAUGCAUCUGUACACUGUUAAAUGGCUCCAUUGUGAUCAUGCAUUGUCUUUCUGCUGACAGGAUAGCACGCAACAAAAGCUUUUCACAAUAAACAAAACUGUCAAAUCACACGCAGCUGAAUCAUUGAUUUCCUGACUAUUCUACUCAAUUCCCCAACCAGUGAAGGCUGGCUCAUCAUACACCCUCUCUACCACUCGAUCCACUAGUAUUGCCAUUCAGGAAGUUAUGGACUCGGACUCCAAAAUCCAUCUUGUACAUCGAUGCCGUUAACUGUAUACUUGCCCCUUACACUCACCCUCCCAAAGUACAACAUCUGACAAUUUAGUGUAAUUUAGUUUAAUUUUGAGAUCCUGCGCGGAAACAGGCCCUUCGGCCCACCGAGUCCGCUCCGACCAGCG